AUUUGAUUGGCCGUCAGUAUGCUCACGAAAUCGGGCGCGCUUGGACACUAGGAGUGAAAGGGAUAUAUCACUGUUUAUUGGGAGUUUUCCCCAGCGAAAGAAAGAGAGAGGGAGACGAAAAGGUUUAGUAGAAAAUGAAUUUUCUGGACAAUGUGAGACAUCGUCUGAUUUCCGGGUUUAUAUUUGUUGGAUGUGCAGUUAUAUGUUGCCAAUGUAGCUGUGUUCAAACCAGCCAUUUAUGGGAAGCUCCGACUUGUGAGAAUGCUGUUCAAAAUAUCGAUGACGCUGUCUUCCGACUUGUCCCGAAGAGACAAUUUUUGUCAUCGGCAAACAUCGGCUGCACUCGGCACUCGAUCGUCGUGUGUCGAAUUCCCGAUUGUCUGCCAGACCCUUGUUUCCAUGGAAACUGCAUGGAGACGCUGGAAGGCUUUUCAUGCCGCUGUCAAAAUGAUUGGACCGGGGACCUAUGUGAUAUUGAAGUGCCUACACCAAUAACAGAGGUUACAAACCUGACGACCACACCGGAAGUAGGCCUAUCUACUUUGACCCCACGCGAUCGGGAAGAAACCUCAAGUCAGUUCACAAUGACAAUUGAUAGAGUAGUAGAAGGGAGUGGUGCAUCCAAAGCGAGCCUGGUCACAACUGCAGCAGAAGCCACUGUUUAUCGAGGAGAAGUUGGUGCCUCUGUGAGUCCUCAAGAGGACCUUCCAACAACCGCUGCAGUAACGAACGAUGCCAUUGACCCGUCCACAACCAAGUCCGUUGACGGAGCUGACCCAGGUGAGACUACAACCUCGGAAGCAGUGACCUCACAGGAAACGUCUUCACCUCCAUCAUCACCACGUUCUACCAGUGAUGUUAUCACCACGACCGCAUCCCAGAAGUCCGAGAAUUGUUCGCUGGAUUCAGAAGUGCCUACGCCAAUAACAAAGGUUACAAACCUGUCGACCAAACCGGAAGUAAGCCUAUCUACUUUGACCCCACGCGGUCGGGAAGAAAACUCAAGUCAGUUCACAAUGACAAUUGAUAGAGUAGAAGCAGGGAGUGGUGCAUCCGAAGCGAGCCUGGUCACAACUGCAGCAGAAGCCACUGUUUAUCGAGGAGAAGUUGGUGCCUCUGCGAGUCCUCAAGAGUCCUCAUCCCUUGCAACAACCGCUGCAGUAACGAACGAUGCCAUUGUCCCGUCCACAACCGAGUCCGUUGACGGAGCUGACCCAGGUGAGACUACAACCUCGGAAGCAGUGACCUCACAGGAAACGUCUGCACCUCCAUCAUCACCACCUUCUACCAGUGAUGUUAUCACCACGACCGCAUCCCAGAAGUCCGAGAAUUGUUCGCUGGAUUCAGUUCAUACACCAAUAACAGAGGUUACAAACCUGUCGACCACACCGGAAGUAAGCCUAUCUACUUUGACACCACGCGAUCGGGAAGAAAACUCAAGUCAGUUCACAAUGACAAUUGAUAGAGUAGAAGAAGGGAGUGGUGCAUCCGAAGCGAGCCUGGUCACAACUGCAGCAGAAGCCACUGUUUAUCGAGGAGAAGUUGGUGCCUCUGCGAGUCCUCAAGAGUCCUCAUCCCUUGCAACAACCGCUGCAGUAACGAACGAUGCCAUUGUCCCGUCCACAACCGAGUCCGUUGACGGAGCUGACCCAGGUGAGACUACAACCUCGGAAGCAGUGACCUCACAGGAAACGUCUGCACCUCCAUCAUCACCACCUUCUACCAGUGAUGUUAUCACCACGACCGCAUCCCAGAAGUCCGAGAAUUGUUCGCUGGAUUCAGAAGUUCAUACACCAAUAACAGAGGUUACAAACCUGUCGACCACACCGGAAGUAAGCCUAUCUACUUUGACACCACGCGAUCGGGAAGAAAACUCAAGUCAGUUCACAAUGACAACUGAUAGAGUAGAAGAAGGGAGUGGUGCAUCCGAAGCGAGCCUGGUCACAACUGCAGCAGAAGCCACUGUUUAUCGAGGAGAAGUUGGUGCCUCUGUGAGUCCUCAAGAGGACCUUGCAACAACCGCUGCAGUAACGAACGAUGGCAUUGACCCGUCCACAACCGAGUCCGUUGACGGAGCUGACCCAGGUGAGACUACAACCUCGGAAGCAGUGGCCUCACAGGAAACGUCUUCACCUCCAUCAUCUCCACCUUCUACCAGUGAUGUUAUCACCACGACCGCAUCCCAGAAGUCCGAGAGUUGUUCGCUGGAUUCAGUUUCAUCUUGCCCCACGGGAUGGAUCACAGAAAGUGGUGAGAUCAAUAAAUGCUACAAACUGAUCGAGACGAAAGCAAUCAGCUGGGCAGCCUCGAGUCUGGCUUGCUGCGAGCUCUCCUCCUCACUGCUCGUCAUCGAUUCCUCCGACGAAGUCGAAUUCAUCGAAGAAAACUUUGGCUCCGAGGGUAAUGUCGAUACGUGGUUGGGAUGCCUCGAGAGCGACAAUGGUCUGUGGUCGUGUACGAAUUCGGCUUCCACAUGGGUUCGUGACGGGGAUCAGUCUGGCUAUUGGCACUGGGGAGAAGGUUGGCCAGAGGAAGACACCACCGGUCGCCGCUGUGUUUUUAUCGAACUCUCUGAUGACCAUGACUCGGACUGGAAAGAUACAGACUGCAACGCGUCCUACCGAGCGAUAUGUCAGAAGGUCCUCUCACCAGCUCUAACAUCCAAGGAUAGGAAAGGAUAAAAAGAAUAUAAUGAUGGCAAAGAUGAAGAUGACUGAGCUUAGAAUCUUCUUUGGAUAAUCAGUUAAAGUAAUCUAAAAAAUUCAAGUAUAUUCGGUGUCUGGAGUUAGAUAUUUCAGGCCUGAUAUCAAAUCUAAAAUCAUUAUAUUCACACAAGUGUAAAAAUUAAGCAUAUGCGUUGAAUAGAAUUGUGAAUAGAACUGAAUCGAAUCAUAUGUUUCUUGAAGUAUAUUUUAUCUUACCUAUUACAAUUUUGUUUUUCUACAUUAUAUUAUACUUGAGAAAUACAUUUGGGCAAAUUAUAUUGUUCCCUUUUGUAAUCCCUAUACUUAAGAACAUUUUACUUUUCGUUCUGGGCACAGUGGACUAGCAUCGAAAUGAUGUAAAUUCGUUAAAGUGUUUUAUCUGUUAAAAUUAUUCAAAAAUCACAAUAAUCGAUCCGAAUAUGGUUCAGAAAAUAACCAAAGUCAUAGAUUAUCAUGCAUUUGUCGUAUUCUUUUUUUUUUUUUUUUUUUACACAUACUGUAUCUUUACCAGGAUAACCGAGAACAUGAAUCAUCUUUGUUCUUUUGAAACAAGAUAUUUUACCUGCUGAUAAAAAUAAGCACAAAACCAGACUCGAUUCUACUUUUAUUCCACAAUAAAAUUCUAUUUCAAAUAGCAACAUGAAAUUAUAUACGUGUCUUAUUUUUGUAAAAAUUAGGUACUUUCUAUUUUGUUACUUUGGUUACAUUUUGUCUUUCGUCUUCUUAUUGUCAUAACAUAAUUGCAUUUUUUUAUUGAAAUCGUUGAAAAAGCAGAUCAUCAAUCUAAAUUUGUAACAAUCAAAUUAAGUUGGAUGAAAAGUUAAAAGAAGAUGUCUUAAUAUUAGUCUUUGGUUCAUAACUCUGAAGGGAUAUCCGUAUCAAACAAAUUAUUCGAAUGUAUUUCUUUACUUUAGCAUAUAAGAAUUUGGUAUUAAAAAAAAAAAAAAUACAGAAUUAGGUUUACUUGGCAAGGUGGCUUCAGCAAGAUUGUUAUAAAUUGUCUCAUAUUUAUACGCGUCUUAAUAUACCACAAACUCGAA
Molecule: messenger RNA, 3745 nt
Organism: Lytechinus pictus (painted urchin)
Lineage: Eukaryota; Metazoa; Echinodermata; Echinoidea; Temnopleuroida; Toxopneustidae
Product: mucin-2-like
Exons: 10
Coding region: 135-2681 (848 amino acids)
Source: RefSeq, a predicted model, not a curated record